Messenger RNA from Eleginops maclovinus (Patagonian blennie), 3644 nucleotides. RefSeq names its product major facilitator superfamily domain-containing protein 12-like. The record is from RefSeq and is a predicted model, not a curated record. Gene Ontology annotation, biological process: carbohydrate transport. NCBI's taxonomy places the organism in Eukaryota, Metazoa, Chordata, Actinopteri, Perciformes, Eleginopidae. Gene Ontology annotation, molecular function: symporter activity. Gene Ontology annotation, cellular component: plasma membrane. Bases 641 to 2104 code for a protein of 487 amino acids. The transcript has 11 exons.
AUCAUCAUUACCGAUCAGCCUUGUUGUUUACAUCGGUUUGUCUUUCAAUUGCCAGAUGUGCUAAACGUGUGUGGCCGGCUAACUAAAGGUUACCCGUGCAGUGGCUCGGUAUUUUCCGUACCGGGGUGGAGUUAACAUUACCCGCCGCUGCUGUAUGAAGAACAGUCACUGGAGUAAAUUGUGGUUACCUUUAAUGGGUUAGCCCUGACAGAAGGCUGAUAUACUUCUCGCAUGAAGUCAAGUCAUAUUUAGCUCGGUGUUGACAUGUCAUAACACGGGGAACAAUGCGGCGAUGGAACCCCUUUUCGUCCCAGCAGAAGUAGCUCUUUGCCGUUCUCCUGAGGUGCUCCUCCUGGCGUAGCUCUCCAAUGUCACCAGAUCACAGGGAAAUUGAAACCGAAAGAAUGGAAGGCACUAUCAUUUUGUCAGAGCAAAAUGUGUCUUGCUGAACGGAAACCAACAUGAUGAGUAUAUUUUCAGAAGAGUAACAUGCGAAAAAGGGGAAGCGAAAAUCCGUGUGACGUUUGUUCAGAGUUGUUGAGGUCCGUCUCACCCCGCCAGUGUGCCGGGCUUAUUCUAUCGUCAGUGUAGUUGAUGAAGGUGCGUGACUCCUGUUUUGAGGGUUUUAUCUGGAUCCAUAAUGUCGGACACCCAGAGGUCUCUGCCCCCCCUCAGGAAGCUCAGCUAUGCGGUAGGACACGUUCUGAACGACCUGUGUGCUUCCAUGUGGUUCACAUACCUGCUGGUGUUCUACCACUCAGUGCUGGGCUUCCAGAACACAAAUGCAGGUGUGCUGCUGCUGGUUGGACAGAUAGCUGAUGGCAUCUGCACGCCUCUCAUUGGCUACGAGUCUGACCGAACCCCUGGCUGUGGGAACUAUGGCAAGAGGAAGACAUGGCAUUUAGUCGGUACUCUGAGUGUGUUGGUGUCCUUUGCUUUCAUCUUCAACCAGUGUCUAGGCUGUGGCCCCCUGACCCCCCAGUGGGCCAGCCUGACCUUCUUCAUCCCCUUCAUCAUCGUGUUUCAGUUCGGCUGGGCCGCCACCCAGAUCUCUCACCUGUCCCUCAUCCCAGAGCUGGUCACCUGCGAGCACGCUCAAGUGGAGCUCACUGCAUACAGGUAUGCGUUCACAGUGAUAGCCAACAUCACAGUGUAUGCAGUGGCGUACCUGCUGUUCCACGUGCAAGCGGGGGAGGAUGGAGACCCUCGGAGUGAUGAGCUGGGACCCGUAGAUAUCCCUGUCUUCAGGAACCUGGCGCUGAUAGUGCUGGGUAUCGGGGCGCUCUUCUCCCUCUUGUUCCACCUGGGGAUCAAAGAGAAGAGCUCUGGAGCAGCAGGGGAGGCGGGGGGAGAGGAGGGGAGGAACAGGCUGGAGGAGGAAGAGGAGGAAGAGGAGGGGGAGCGAAGACCCCUGCUCCCCAGCCCCGGGACCUCUUCGUCGUUGCUGCAGUGGAAGUGCUGGCUGCAGCAGCCAUCUUUUUACCAGGUGGCCUUACUCUACAUGUCUACCAGGUUGAUAGUCAAUCUGUCUCAGACAUACAUCUCCAUGUAUCUCAUCAACACUCUGGGGCUGCCCAAGAAGUUCAUCGCUACCAUUCCGUUAGUGAUGUACCUGAGCGGCUUCCUGUCCUCCUUCAUCAUGAAGCCUGUCAGCAAACUCAUCGGGAAAAGUCCCACCUACUUCCUGGGCCUGCUGCUGAUCAUGGCUUUCUCCUACUGGGUGCUGCUGGAGGGCCAGAUGGGUCAGCAGGUGUACGGGGCUGCCGUGCUGCUGGGGGCGGGGUCCGCCACCAUCCUGGUCAUAUCGCUGUCCAUGACCGCCGAGCUCAUAGGAGGGCAGACGCAAAGUGGAGCGUUUGUGUACGGAGCCAUGAGCUUCACUGAUAAGGUGGCCAAUGGAAUCGCUGUGAUGAUCAUUCAGACUCUGCAUCCCUGCCAUACGGUGUUGUGCUGCCCGGCUUGUGUGUGGUUCUAUCAUAACAUUAUGGUAAUAGUGACAGGGGGCGUGGCCGUCGUCGCCGCUCUGGCGCUCUGCACCAUCCUCAUCUGGCCAAUCAGGAUCCGACCCCGUGGUCUGCCAGAGGAUGCAACCAUUAUAAACUAGGAGCCCCCCCACCCCACCUCUUACAGACAAUGGACACCCUGUGAGACGACAGGAAAACCAGACAGCAGGAAGAGCUUCACUUUACUUUCUUUUUAAUAUUGAUCUGUAGUUUUCAGGAACCGCGGGGGACUUUUAGCACUUUCUGAUGAAUUCAGAGGUGGCCACAGAAACCAAAAUACUUUUUAUUUUAUGCUGAACUGACAGUUAUAGCUCCUUAAAACCUGCAUCCUGUUUUCCAUCAGAUUCCCCAAACUAUUUUAAACAGGUUCCUCUUGUUGGUGUGUGGUGCAGACUAAUUCAACAGGCAUCACAUCUCCUUGUUCUUUACACUUUUAUUUUUCUGUGUGCUAAUUUGCAUUCAACAAUAGCACUACCUCUUGAGUUCAACUUCUCACUCAAUCCACAUUUAUAAACAAACACGGUGUUUUAAUAUAAGUUAAAUCAAAGUUCCAGGUUUGUAUAAUCAGCACACAGCACAGGGUGGCACAACAAAGUCAAAGAAAUACAUUUAUUAAAAGUAAUAAAGGUCCCUGAUUAUAGUGACCUGCAUAAAUAAGAUUCACUCCUCAGCAGGGAGCUGCUGUUUCACUGCUUUAGUAUUUUGCAAGUUUCUUUUCUCACAUAUAUAAUAGUAAAAACCUAAGUUUAUUUUUACAGAAGCUAACUAACACAUGAGACUGUUUACUCCUUUUUAACCGUGGGGUUGUGACCAAAUGCAAAGUGCUUCACUACAGAGCUGUGAGGAGGAACAGGCUUUACGCUUGUGUUGCUGGAUUGACUUGCUUAUGGAUGUUACUGCCACAGACAGCCAUGAUGUUGGAGAAUAAUGAGAAACUAUUCUUUAGUUCUAAUGUUGAAUUGGGCAACACUGAGUCUGAGAGGGAAGCCUGACAUGAUGGUGAUACUUUGAAAAAGGGAACUGCUGCUUCUCUUAAAGGACAUCAGAGCUGAAGAAGAGGACGCUAAAGGGACCCAAAUCCAGCAGGGAUCAUUUUAACGCAGUACUUUGUAAUGCUGGCGAGUUCAUUUCUUUUGAUGUGACUUCAUUUUCAACUUCAUUCCUGAGAUUCUAGGUGCUAACGCUUCAUUAAAGGUACAGCACACUAAAGACGGACACACUGACAGAGCACUACGUUCACAGACUGUCAGCAGACUCGUGAUGAAGAGAAGCCACCUGAGAAUCCUCAGAGACGUCUCACUCAGAUGAACUCACAUACGAUGAAUAAAGUGUUGGUUGGAAUUCUUUCAUGGACCAACUCAUUAUUAUAAGAUCAUUUUUCUAUUUUAAUAAUUUCUUUGUACAUUGUUUUACCGCUAUAUAAUCACAACCUAAAAGGAAAAUAUAAAUAAGGGAUAUUUUUAUAAUCUGAUGAUCUUGAAAAGCAGAAUUGUAUUAAAUUUGAAUUUAUUUGAAAGGGAUCCACUGAUACUUAAUGUGAGUUUACAUAAUGUGCCACUCUAAGGGAUUCCUACUGGAAAGGAUCAGAACAGGGACUUUAUGAUUCUGUGUUGUUUAAUAAAGAGACAUUUAUUAAACAUU